AUGAAUGCCCAUUUAAACAUUUAUCAACAUGAUCUUGAACAUGAGCCGUAUCCUGAUAACAUCCUAUAUAUCUUUGGCUUAAGGGAAUCAGGCAUGCUUCCAAGAUGCCAUCCCGCUCUGGUGGCUUUUGAUGCCGUCGGAUCCACUCAAUUGAGAUGUUGCGUUACAACAUACAAGAAUGCUUCGCCUAUAUAUCACUAUAGAUACUACUUUAACGCUCCAAAUGUCACAGUCUUGAUAUACUUUAAUGGAUGGCAACCUUUGUAUGACCUUUUCUUUAAUAAUCAAGUUGGUGAUCCAAAAGAUUUACCUGGGAACCCAGAAAACCAAAAAAUGUAUAGUUUUUUAAUCUUAGAGCGCGAACGCUUUGCUUCUGCUUUUGUAGCAUUUCGAGAACUUCAUUCGAGUCUUCCAGUACUCAUCGCAGUAAACAAACGUAGCAAAAGCACCAAUCUUAGCAACGAUGAGGUUCUCGAUUUUUUGGACGUCCAGCAACGUCAAAACGUUAGUGUCGUUGACGUUGAUCUAGAUGCCGAAAAGAACGUGAUUCAGUGGGCUUCUUCGCUUUUCCCCAAAAGUACAUCUUUCAAAAAUGAGGCCGAAGUCAAACUUCCGGCUGAUCUAUCGCAUAUAUGCGUGUUUUUAGCAACGCCUGCACGACAGGAAUCCUCUUACAGUCCUUUUGACGUGGACUGCGAGAUGGUACACGUUGACAACCUAGCUUACUUUGCCCGAGCUCAAGAUUCCGCGCUUCCUUUAUCAGAACCGCACAAAUUUGUAAAAAUUGCUAGGAGACGGACUUAUGGAAGUGAGAAGGAGAUUAUUGAUAACUCAUUCGUCGACCUAGAUCUAAAUAGACUUUAUAAAGAAUUCGACGAGUAUGAUCGUUAUAAAAAGGCUUCGAUAAUGUGA
This is a messenger RNA of Ambispora leptoticha, 912 nucleotides long. The record is from the annotation of a GenBank genome assembly. Lineage: Eukaryota; Fungi; Glomeromycota; Glomeromycetes; Archaeosporales; Ambisporaceae.